This is a messenger RNA of Exserohilum turcica Et28A, 1227 nucleotides long. RefSeq lists its product as uncharacterized. Gene Ontology annotation, biological process: negative regulation of DNA-templated transcription. Gene Ontology annotation, cellular component: nucleus. Gene Ontology annotation, molecular function: transcription corepressor activity; transcription factor binding. The transcript has 2 exons. Lineage: Eukaryota; Fungi; Ascomycota; Dothideomycetes; Pleosporales; Pleosporaceae. Bases 103 to 945 code for a protein of 280 amino acids. The record is from RefSeq and is a predicted model, not a curated record.
UUUACGAGUUUGGUCUACCACACAUGCUAUAAACACUCUCUGAAAUCCCCGAACAAAUCCAAAGCGCUGUGAUCUUUGCCUGCCGACAAGGCCAACCUCACAAUGGCCGCUCCUGCCAAGAUUGACCGGCAAACAACGACGCCGUUCUUAUUACGCCUCUUCUUCAAGCAGGGUUCAUUCCACAGGCAAGUGACAGCAAACCGCAGGGCUACAGUCACACUAACAGGCCCAAGAUUAGAUGAAUUCGACCCGACACUACCGCGUCUUCCAACCAAUGUCCAAAUCUACACAUGGCAGAGCUGCACUCUGCGCGAACUAUGCCAGCUUCUCCUGAGCGCAGUCCCCAGCAUGCUACCACAGCCGUAUGCAGGCGCGCGCAUCGCAUUCCGGCUCGUGUAUCCCGACAUACAAGGAUCCAACCGACCAGGCGCACCAGGCCGAUAUAUAUCGCGGGACAUAGGCUCUGUCAUUGUGGGCGCACCGUCGAGGCACGAUGAUGUAGACAUGGAGGGCAGCGAUGGCGGGAGUGUUGCAGAGGCGCUCAGGCAGCUUGAUGGCGACCCGGACAGGUCCCUCGCUGACGUCAAGUUCCUCAUUGGCGAUUACAUUGCAUGUGCCAUCCUUCCCCCGUUGCCCGACGGCGGCGUACCAGCAGCGCCUCCGCCAUUGUCUGGACCAGGAAGAGGACCGCCUCCUGGCUCGUACGGCGGAAGGGGCAGAGAGAAUGGAUUUGGCGGCCGAGGCGAUUGGGGUGGUGGCUACGGGAGGGGAGGAAGAGGAGGCGGCAGGUUCGACGAUAGAAGAAUGAGUGGCGGGGGUGUGCCAUCUGGAGAAUGGAGAAGAGGCGAGGCACCGCCAGAGCGAGAGUCGGGAUUUGGAAGAGGGAGAGGACGUGGAGGUGGUGAUGAUUGGCGUGACAGAGGCCGAGGCCGAGGCCGGUGGUAGCCAUAUCGUCUGCCAGAGGCUACUCGACAAACUCUAUGGCCGUAUAAUCGCACAAGUCGAAUCCAUGCUCGAGUCAACAGCUGCGAAAAACGCGGCUUUGUUAUAUCCAAAUUUGUACAAAGGAUCAUAUACUUGGACCUUUUUUCAUUCUGGCCCUUAAGCUUCAUUCGACUUUUUUUCUCUUCUCCACGUCCAGUUCUCUAAACUUUAUAUUCGACACAUAGUAUCAGGACAUGGCGAUGCAGCCUUACGCAGCAUCAUGAUUUGAUCCCAGUCCCUUAU